GCAACGAGGAGAAAUCGAAUUGUCCGAGCAGUUUUAUAAAUAUAUUCGUAUAUGCGACGCGUUUACAUGUACGAGUUUUGUUUAUUAUUGAUAAUGCCGGUGUGUGCAGUGCACGCUGUUUUAGGUUCAGCAAUCGAUAUUUUAUACUCCAGCAUCUCUCGCCCUCACUAAAUGAAAACUCUUACCCGAACAGUUGUAGAAGUGUUGUCGAGUUAACAUGAGUUAGAGGUUAACUGUAAAAUGUAAAUCAUUACAAUAACGUAUACAUACGAUGUUUGACCAGGAUGACCCUUGGCAAAUGCUUUGAACAUGCUUGAGAAAAGACUUUGGUCGAAUGUUUUUUUCAUUUGGGUUGGAGUUUUAACAUGCGUGUUGUUAUGGCAGAUAGUCCAGAAUCCCCGUUCUUCUCAGAUGCACACCGUCUACACCUUGUACACCCAGAACUACAGUAGAUUUUCCUACCCAAUCAGCCAACUUCCUGCGACGGAUUAUAAUCAACUUAUUAACCUCGGUUUUAGUUUUUCCGUACUCAAUUUAGUCUGCAACGAAUCCAAACCGUUAUUACUGGUAUUAGUCCAUUCCUCGCCAAAAAACUUUGCGAAAAGGAGGACGAUUAGAGAGACGUGGGGAAAAAACGAGGAAGAUGUCAAAAUCCUGUUUAUGCUUGGGUCCGUUAAUUCAAGUGACCUACAGAAGACUUUAGAGGAGGAGAAUAGAUUGCAUAACGACUUUAUUCAGGGAAGCUUUCUAGAUACUUACAGGAACAUUACUUAUAAACAUGUGAUGGUUUUUAAGUAUGCUAUUUAUCAUUGCCCACAGGCCAAGUAUAUCCUUAAGACUGACGAUGAUGUUUUUGUUAACAUGCCAUCGAUGAAGACAUUUCUCUCAGUUGAUCUGUCACCUUACGGUGCCAAUGAAGUAUUAUUUUGUACACCAAGAAGGAAUACAAAGGUUCUAAGGACUUACCGCUCGAAAUGGAGAGUUUCCUUUUCCGAAUAUCCAAAUAGAAAUUACCCUACUUACUGCCCAGGCUGGACUCUACUCUAUUCUCCAGACGUAAUAUUUGCUCUAUAUAAGGAGGCGCAAAAAGCGGAUUAUUUUUGGAUAGAUGAUAUUCACAUAACAGGGACGUUGACGGAAAAAAUUCACGUGACUCAUACAGAUAUUGAACAUCUAGUGAUAUCCCCAAAAGACUUGCGUUCUAUCGUUAAUGAUUACUCCUACAAUGUUUCGAAACCAUUUCUGUACGGAAGAGCCAAUUUAAACGAAAAAGAAAUCAGAGCCUUAUGGAAGUUCGCCACUACGCAUUCUCCGCCUAGGUCAAUAUUCAAGGAAUUUAGUAGGCAAACGCCGUAUGUGAUUUUUGUAUUUAAGAAUACUCACUUGCUCGAAUGAUUUACUUUUGUAUAUGUUUAUCUCAUAUCAGACAAAGAAGAGAUUUGUUAGACGAACGAAGGUAAAAUUUUCUAUAUUUCUGUAGAAAGUAGGGUAAAUAAAUUUCUGGUACUUCAGAAGUUGUAUCUGAAAAUCAAAGUAGAUUCAUGAAAGUCCAUUUCAAGAUCCAAGUUGUAUCAAACAAAAUGUGAAAAUGUGAUGUUUACAAUUGUUAAGCUUCAGUAUUUACCACAAUUUGUAGGUUUUGUCGCAUUUUCAAACAAUGCAACAGAGUUUGACACAACUUCACAAAGGUGCAUUUUAAGACUGUUAGCUCAUUCCAUGUCAAUUAAAAGUGCAAUCUACUGGUUAAAGCAAAUGAUGAUGAUUGAUUGCACUUUUUCAUUGUAUUGUUUGUCAUAUUUUUUUGUAUCAGGUUACUUAGCUUCCUUUUGAGCAAUUUGAACCGGAAUAUUGCUAAAAUAUUGCUUAAGCGAAUCUUGUAAUUUCACAGUUCAACUAUUUCAGGUGGUAUUCAUCAAAUAUUAUGCAGGAAACGUACAGUAGCUAGCUAAGUAUGUAUGUAAGUAUGCCUUUACCUAGUCAAGAUAUGUUAAUGUGAUAUUAAGUACUUAAGAAACUAGCUUCAAAUUGGUCUUCUUAAUCAUAUGAGAUAAACAUGUCCUAAUGAUAUUUAUGUAGUAAUGAGAUUCAUUAAGAAAAAUUAGUUUUGUUACGGUUCAGUAAAUUUUUGUUUUUUAUUUACUGUGGACUUGAAAAUACUCUUUUAUUAAUGUGAAUCGAAGUAAAAUAAGUUAAUUUCGUUUAAUUGUUAUAUUUCUCUUGUGGGAAUUUUACUUGUGCAUCGUUUUAUUUUAUUAAGAGAAGGUGCCAUUUGCAGUUAUACGUUUGUAGCAUGGGAAAAUGUUUAUGUUUUAUUGUUUACGUGGUGGGUGGAAAGUGAUCGAAUUUUAGAUUUAGAAAAAGUGCCUACUACUUAAUAUUCGCGUAUUGUUAAUAUUUUAUAUUGUAGGUGAGAAGAUGGGUCCAUGUAAAAUUAGUACCUAAAUAGAUUGAAUAUGUAUAUUUAUUUUUUUCCUGCAUUUUCUUAUUAUAUAUUAUAAUACUGUUAUAACUAACUGAAUACGGUCUAUGUAUCGUAUAACUUCAGUACCUACCUACAAAAAUGAUGUUUUUAGAGCGACAUUAGUUUGUAUUUUAUACAUAAUUUCCUUAUUACAAAUUACGUUCUUAUUAUUUUUAUUAAAAAUUAAGAAUAUAGAGUAUAUUUUUUGUAAAUAUAUAAAUAUAUAUAGUACAUAGCUUAUAAUUACUGUUCAUUAAAAGAUCUGAAUAACUAUUUAAAAAAUUGUUAUUACGAAAAUACUUUCUAACCGUCAAAUAAAUAUGUGCCAAGAUUGCAAAA
Molecule: messenger RNA, 2800 nt
Organism: Anoplophora glabripennis (Asian longhorned beetle)
Lineage: Eukaryota; Metazoa; Arthropoda; Insecta; Coleoptera; Cerambycidae
Product: beta-1,3-galactosyltransferase 5-like
Exons: 2
Coding region: 310-1395 (361 amino acids)
Cellular component (GO): membrane
Molecular function (GO): hexosyltransferase activity
Source: RefSeq, a predicted model, not a curated record